AUGGAAGGAGCACAAGUAUCAUCCCCGUCAGUUGGGGGCCCACGUGGUGGUGGCUUUCGCGGACGCGGCGGUGGCGCUCCCAUGCGCGGCGGAUUCGACCGUGGCCGUGGACGCGGUGGUCGCGGUCACUUUAUGGGUGGCAUGCGCGGUGGAAUGGGUGGUGGACCGCCGGGAAUGCAGGGCAUGAUGCCGGGCCCUCCGCGCGGCAUGCGUGGACCCAGAGGAGGAAUGGGCUACCAGGGACGCGGAGGAUUCCAGCCCCGCGGUGGCGCUCCGAUGGGCAUGCGAGGCGGACGCCCGCCCAUGUACCAACAACCUCCCAAACAACACACAGGUGCCGACAACAACAAGACGGUGUCGCCCGUGCCCACAACAGCGGCGUCUGGCGAGUCACAGGCCGGCGAGGCCACCGGAGAGCAGGAGACCACAGAUGCCCAGACUCCGGCGCCAGUUUCUGCGUCCAACAACUCACAUAGCAGCAGUGCUCCAGGCAGCAAUGGUGGUGGCGGUGGAGGUGGCGGAGGUGGAGGUGGACCUCCACCAUACUUGGGACGCGGUCGUGGACGUGGCGGUCCGUUUAGUGGACGCGGUCGCGGCGGUGGCUAUAAUCCACAUAUGAAUGGCAGUGGAGGAGGCGGUGGAGGCGGCAUGUACGGUGGUCCUCAUUCGCAUCAUAGCAACUCAAUGGGCGGCGGUCCUGGGGGCGAUCACGGACAAAUGCCACGACGUGGGGCACCCCGUGGCCGAGGCGGGUACAAUCAAGGUAUGAGUCGGCCACCCAUGCAUCACCAUCAGGCACAUAAUCCCAAUACACAAAUUGCACCGGUACCAGCUCUCAAACGUGGCGCACCCGGUGGUCCUGGUCCCAAGCGUGGACGCUAUGAGGGUGGUCCCUACGGCCAGCGGCCCAUGACACCCAAAUAUCAUAACUCUCAACAGCAUAUGGGCGGCGGCGGUGGCGGUAUGGCCUCGCAGUCAUCCUACGGCUCGGCUCCCAGCCAUCAUUCAUCGGCUCAAAGCCAUCAUGGUUAUCAGACCCACGACCAGACACAGCAGGUCGAUCCGUAUGCGCAGAGCAGUUACAGCGCAUCGACCUCGCAGCAGGGCUACAAUGGCUAUGGCCAGAGCAGCAGCAGCUAUGCAGCGCACACAUCUCAGACAAGUGCACCGGCCAGCAGCAGCUAUGCCACACAUGGCACCGAGUACGAUCAGAGCCAGUAUCAGAGCUACAAUUCGACGGGCUAUGCCGCACAGCAGGAUACACGCUAUCCUUCGUACAGCCAGGACUACAGCCAGCAGUAUGGAUCAACGGCUGUGGAUUACAAUGCGACUGGGCAGACGGACUACAGCCAGCAUGGACAGCAGAGCACCGCUGGCUACGACGAGCGAGCCUAUGCAGGCUAUGACUCGCAGGCUUAUUCGCAGAACUAUUCGAAUGCAGCCGCUUACUACUAGACAACCGCAUAACCGUCUCCUCACCCACAACACCCUAGUGGCCAGACACCAACCCAAAACAGAGAGUAAAAGAACGCUGCGCGUGCUCCGAUGAUGGGCGGUCAAGUAACCAAAUAAAAAUGGGAUAUAAGGGCAGAAAGUAUAAACAGAAAUACAGAAAGGGAAGGAAGGAGGUAUAUGUUUAAUGCAUAAUUAAUUUGCUAUAUAUAUAUAAAAUAAUAAUACAAAUACCACACACACUCACACCCAAAAACACACACACUUAACAUAUAUAACUUUAGUUUUAAGGAAAAAAAGUUCUUCUUUUCUUAGACAUUAAGCAUAACCCCCAAAGCAUUGCUGCGCGUCUCUUUCCAUAAUCAAUCUGCUACCCUUAACCGAAUCGAAUCACAUUUCUCCCCCCUGUUAUUUUGCCUUGUUUCCCCGCUGAAUUUCCCAGCCCCGCCUAUUGUUUAAUGUUUUGUUCCUGGACAAACGGAGCCUUGUGCUCCAGCCAAAAACCCGCUCUUAGAUUCUCCUUUUUACAAUUUACAAUUCAAGUGUGUGACCAAAAGUAUGUUUAAAUAUUCAUAUUUUUUUACAUCAACUGAAAGAGUAAAACAGUCGCGAUCCGAAUCACUGGAUACUGAACUGAAAUAAAACUAAAAACUUAUAUAUUGUAAAUCAUGUCAUGUCAUACAGAAGAAUAAAAUCGGAUGUAUCAAUAGAUUUUAGUUGUUAAGCUCAAAAACAAAACCCACAGUGAAACAGAGAAAAUCCAAAACCCCAAAGCAUACAAAAAUAUGUUUAUGCAGCAACUGGAAUCGGCUAUGAUUUUGCAAGAUUUUUGACAAAGAACCAGAACCUUUAUUUCUUUUUUGUUUUUUUUUCUCACCCUCUAUCCCAAGAAACAA
Drosophila subobscura is the source of this 2348-nucleotide messenger RNA. Its product is annotated as RNA-binding protein FUS. Bases 1 to 1455 code for a protein of 484 amino acids. The record is from RefSeq and is a predicted model, not a curated record. The transcript is spliced from 5 exons. Lineage: Eukaryota; Metazoa; Arthropoda; Insecta; Diptera; Drosophilidae.